GGGGAAGCUGGGCCGAUAUCCUCCAUGGCCAGGAAAGAUUGUUAAUCCACCUAAAGAUCUGAAGAAACCUCGUGGAAAGAAGUGCUUCUUUGUGAAGUUUUUUGGAACAGAAGAUCAUGCUUGGAUCAAAGUGGAGCAGCUGAAGCCUUAUCACCCUCACAAAGAGGAAAUGAUAAAGAUUAACAAGGGGAAGCGCUUCCAGCAAGCUGUGGAUGCUGUAGAGGAGUUUCUUAGAAAAACCAAAGUCAAGGACCAGGCGUCUUCCCAUAACUCCAAUGAAGAGAAGAAUCGACGUAAUUCCAGUGAAGAAAGAGGCAAGCAAUCUGCUGGUGAAGAGAAGCGUAAAGCCAGUUUGUCUGAAGGGAAGCUGAAGAAGGGCACAGGGGAAGGAAAAAAGAGGGUCUCUUCUGUAUCGUCAGAGAGAGGAUCAAAAUCACCUUUGAAAAGAGCCCAGGAGCAGAGCCCCCGAAAGCGGGGGCGUCCACCCAAGGAUGAGAAGGACCUCACAAUUCCAGAGUCAAGUACAGUGAAGAGAGUGAUGACUGGAACAGUGGCUGGAUUUAAAUGGCCGCCAAGCGUCAGUGAGAUGUCCAAAACCGAUUAG
Messenger RNA from Pterocles gutturalis (yellow-throated sandgrouse), 604 nucleotides. It is a transcript of the gene GLYR1, whose product is annotated as glyoxylate reductase 1 homolog (Arabidopsis). NCBI's taxonomy places the organism in Eukaryota, Metazoa, Chordata, Aves, Pterocliformes, Pteroclidae. The annotation marks the transcript as partial. Gene Ontology annotation, molecular function: oxidoreductase activity, acting on the CH-OH group of donors, NAD or NADP as acceptor. The transcript has 6 exons. The record is from RefSeq and is a predicted model, not a curated record.